AUGUCGGCCCCCGCCGGGUCCCCUCACCCGGCCGCCGGCGCCCGGAUGCCGCCCAAGCUCGGCGGAGUAGUCUCCGGCCUGGCGCCGCCGCAGCAGAACGGUCCAGCACAGAGUCAAAUGCAAGUUCCAUCUGGGUAUGGGUUGCCUCAUCAAAACUAUAUGGCCCCCUCAGGACAUUACUCUCAAGGACCUGGGAAAAUGGCCUCCUUGCCAUUGGAUAACCAGUGCGAUAAUUACUACUCUCGUCCAUAUACAGUACCAACACAAAAUAUGGGGACUCCCAGCUCAGUAAACCAACCAGGAGCACAGCAGAUGUAUGGCAGAGGUCCUUCUGUCCCUCACAUGGGGGGACCCACGCCAGGAUCUUUCCAAGGAGCUCCAGCAUCAGCAUCCCACUCGUCCGCAAGUGUCUCCCAGCCCUAUUCCUCUCUUGGGAAUCGCUACAGCAGUCCUACCCCAUACUCUGCCAACGCUUCUGUCGCUUCUCAGGGAUACCCCUCCACCUGUAGUCAUUAUCCCAUCUCAACUGUGUCGAAUGUCGUGUAUCCUAAUGUCUCGUAUCCCUCGCUGCCUGCCAGUGAGCCAUAUGGGCAGAUGUUUACCUCACAGAAUGCUCCUCCGCCUGCCAGGCCACUUAAAGAGUCAUACUCUGGCCCAAGCACAGCUGUUACCUACCCAUCGAGACCUCCACCUCCACCUUCCCAGCAGCACCAGCAGCACCAGCAGCAGAGUCAUUCAGGAUACAGUUCUCUGUCAUGGUCAGGUCCAGGCCUUCCACCAGCCCAAGACAGCCUCAUUCGAAACCAGAUGGGAUCCUUGGCUACAGCCAACAGCCACCCCACAAGUAACGAAAAUGUCCAACUUCCCAAGUCCAGCUCCGUAGUGUCCACAGUCUUGCCAGGACCCUCGUCAACAAGAAUGCCACCUGCUCCAAGUCACCCAGUUGGGCCUGUGCCCUCCGCCCCACCACCCCCAGAACAGAUGCAGACCAAAGGCGUGCAGUAUGGUGACUAUGUUAAUAAUCAAGCUAGCUCCACACCAACUCCCUUGUCAUCAGCUUCCGAUGAUGAGGAAGAGGAGGAUGAGGAUGAGGAAGCAG
Molecule: messenger RNA, 1099 nt
Organism: Grammomys surdaster
Lineage: Eukaryota; Metazoa; Chordata; Mammalia; Rodentia; Muridae
Product: protein transport protein Sec24B-like
Exons: 4
Source: RefSeq, a predicted model, not a curated record